AUGGCCAGCGUGUCGCCUCCCGAGGCCGGGCGGCCAACUGUGCGACCCCGCCCCCAACCCGCAGCCACGCCCCCGCCCGCAGCCCCGCCCCGCCCCGUCUCUGGGCCCCGCCCCCCGCCUCCAGGAGGCCCCAGAGACACCCUGGCCCGGGCCUGGAGAACCUGGGGCGUCUUCAGCAACGCCGAACCGGACGCCGAGGAAGCCACCCGGCCCGGUGGAAACAUCUGGACAGACACUCGGCCGCUCGCCAGAGGCGAGCGAACUACAACUCCCAUCAUUCCGCGCGACGCGCUGCUCCAAUCGUCAGGCGCAACUGCGAGGGGCGGGGCCCAUAUAAACCCCUUCCUGUCUCACAAGUGUCCUUUUACCCGGCAGCCGCGCGUCGGUCGUCUAGUCCGUCUUGGGUUCUCUGUCUGCAGUGGUCCACGCGCAUCCUCCGCCAUACCCGGCCUUAGCCUGGCUGCCACGGGCGCCGCACCUGCCGGGGCUGCCUCUAGAGGCGGCAAGAUGUUGAGCGCGGCACGGAAGAUCCAGGCCUACUGGCCUAGUCGGGCCGAGAGCCGGAAGGCCACGUGGUUCUCAGGCGCAGUAGAAGAAGCCGGACCCUGUGUGGGCCACGCCCUGCUCCACGCGCAGGCCCUCGCGGCCCUGUGCUCCGGUGUGACGGUUGUGCCAGAAGAUUCCAGGAUGACUAAAGCUGACCUUUCUGGUUGCCCCCAGUUUUUUAACUGGCAGUGCCUGACACUGAAGUAACUGAAAAAUACCACCUUAUCACUGGAGCCGUGCUUUAGAAUAAGACCUGUUGCCAGUAAAGCUGUCUUCAUCUGUGUGGAUCUACAGAGUUGGGAGAGAACCAAAAAGGCAAAUGAAGAGACCGGGGAUGCAUUCAGGUGGAAAUCGCUGUUUUGUUUUUGGUGAUGCUGCUACUUGGCAUAUAAAUGACCAAUAAAAGACUCACGGAUGUA
Messenger RNA from Bubalus bubalis (water buffalo), 965 nucleotides. Its product is annotated as ESX-1 secretion-associated protein EspK-like. The transcript is spliced from 6 exons. The record is from RefSeq and is a predicted model, not a curated record. NCBI's taxonomy places the organism in Eukaryota, Metazoa, Chordata, Mammalia, Artiodactyla, Bovidae. Bases 1 to 753 code for a protein of 250 amino acids.